Molecule: messenger RNA, 1483 nt
Organism: Tauraco erythrolophus (red-crested turaco)
Lineage: Eukaryota; Metazoa; Chordata; Aves; Musophagiformes; Musophagidae
Source: RefSeq, a predicted model, not a curated record
CUAGCAUUUCUAAUCAAUUAAGCCCACCUCAUAAUCUGCAACCAUGAAGUGGGUAACGUUAAUUUCCUUUCUUUUCCUCUUUAGUUCUGCUGCAUCCUGGAAUCUGCAAAGAGUUGCUCGAGACACAGAGCACAAGAGUGAGAUUGCCCAUCGCUACCGUGAUUUGAAGGAAGAGACAUUUAAGGCAGUUACCAUGAUCACAUUCGCCCAGUAUCUCCAGCGAUGUUCUUACGACGGGCUGUCUAAGCUGGUGAAGGAUGUCGUUGACCUGGCACAGAAGUGCGCGGCCGACGAGGACGCUCCUGACUGCUCGAAAUCACUGCCCUCCAUUUUCCUGGAUGAAAUCUGCCAAGUGGCAGCGCUCCACGAGUCCUAUGGUGCCAUGGCCGACUGCUGUAGUAAAGCUGAUCCGGAGCGAAACCAGUGUUUCCUGUCCUUUAAAGUUGCCCAGCCAGACUUCGUUCAGCCCUACCAGAGACCAGCUUCUGAUGUGAUAUGCAAGCAGUACCAGGACGACCGGGUGUCGCUGCUGGGACAUUUCAUCUAUGCUGUUGCAAGAAGACACCCCUUCCUGUAUGCCCCAAGCAUCCUCGCCCUGGCUGCUGAUUACGAACACGCGCUUCAAAGCUGUUGCCAACAGAGCGAUAUCGGUACUUGCUUGGAUGAAAAGGCAGCUGCCAUAAAAGAAAAAGCCAAGAAGGUCAGCAUGAAGCAGCAAUACGGUUGUGGAAUCCUCGAGAAGCACGGCGAGAGAAUUUACAAAGCAUAUAAACUUGCUCACUUGAGCCAGAAAUAUCCCAAUGCUCCGCUCUCCGAAAUUGUUAAAAUUGUGAAAGAAAUUAAGGGUAUCACCAAAGAGUGCUGUGAAGGGGACAUGGUAGAGUGCAUGGAUGACAGGGCAGAGCUUAUGACCUAUAUCUGCUCUAAGCAAGAUGUUUUCUCAAGUAAAAUCAAACACUGCUGUGAGAAGCCAGUUGUGGAACGAAGCGAGUGCAUUAUCCAGGCUGAUGCUGAUGACAAACCUGAAGAUCUUCCUUCACUGGUUGAAAAAUACAUACAAGAUAAGGAAGUGUGUAAAAGCUUUCAGGCAGAUCACGACGGGUUCCUGUCAUCGUUUGUUUAUGAAUACUCACGAAGACACCCUGAGUUGUCCUCGCAGCUGAUUCUCAGAGUUGCUAAGGGCUAUGAAACACUCCUGGAAAAGUGCUGCAAAACAGACAGCCCUGCUGAGUGCUACGCAAGCGCUCAAGAGGAAUUGGACAAACAUAUCAAAGAAACUCAGGAGGUUGUCAAGACAAACUGCGAGCUCCUCACUACCCACGGCGAGCAGGACUUUCUUAAGGCACUUCUGAUCCGCUACACCAAGAAAAUGCCUCAGAUGUUGACCGAUACCUUGCUUGACAUCGGAAAGAAAAUGACAGGCAUCGGCAAGAAGUGCUGCCAGCUUGCUGAAGACAAACGCCUGCCUUGUUCUGAGGGAUAU